AUGGCUAAGGAGAUACGAGGACAGUAUGAACCUGUAGCUGAAAUUGGUGUUGGUGCCUACGGUACGGUGUACAAAGCAAGAGAUCUGCAGAGCGGAAAGUUUGUGGCCUUAAAAAAUGUACGAGUGCAGACAAACGAGAAUGGACUUCCACUCUCUACUGUCAGAGAGGUAGCGCUGCUGAAACGCCUUGAGCACUUUGACCAUCCAAACAUUGUAAAGCUUAUGGAUGUUUGUGCCUCCGCCCGGACAGAUCGUGAGACUAAGGUGACCCUAGUUUUUGAGCAUGUUGAUCAGGACCUGAAAACUUACUUAAAUAAAGUUCCUCCGCCUGGUUUACCUUUGGAGACUGUUAAGGAUCUAAUGAGACAGUUCCUCUCCGGCCUUGAAUUCCUUCAUUUGAACUGUAUUGUGCAUCGUGAUCUUAAACCAGAAAACAUUUUAGUGACCAGCUGUGGACAGGUCAAACUAGCAGAUUUUGGCCUUGCACGAAUCUACAGCUGUCAGAUGGCCCUCACCCCUGUGGUGGUGACCUUGUGGUAUCGUGCCCCGGAAGUAUUACUUCAGUCUACAUAUGCCACACCGGUGGACAUUUGGAGUGUAGGAUGUAUAUUUGCAGAGAUGUUCAGGAGGAAACCUCUGUUCUGUGGAAGCUCGGAGGCUGACCAGCUUUGCAAGAUUUUUGAUAUGAUUGGUCUACCUUCAGAGGAGGAGUGGCCAGAGGAUGUCACAUUACCACGGUCUGCUUUUUCACCCCGGAGUCAGCAGCCAGUAGAGAAGUUUGUCUCUGAAAUUGAUGCAGCUGGUGCUCAGCUUCUGCUGGAAAUGCUGACAUUUAACCCUCAGAGGCGCAUCUCUGCAUCACAAGCUCUGCUUCACCCCUUCUUCUCUGAAGACAAUGAAGCCUGCCCCAAACCAGAUGCCUUCUCACGUGUACAUUCCACCGAUAAAUGA
This is a messenger RNA of Staurois parvus, 951 nucleotides long. Lineage: Eukaryota; Metazoa; Chordata; Amphibia; Anura; Ranidae. The record is from the annotation of a GenBank genome assembly.